UGGGACCUCUCCGAAGUUGUUAAGCGGGAAUCUUGUGAGGAUAGUGAGGUCCAGUGUCUCCUCCCUCCUACGGGACAGAGCGUCUCACACAUGAGCUGGAGUGGAACUUGGGACCUUUGAGGAGCAUGUGUCUGAAUCCGAAGUCAACCUGGGACAUUACUCAGCCUUCAGGAGACGGGUGGCAUUGCUUCUCAGCUCAGAGCAAGAUUGCGAUUGCGGAAUGUAUGUUGACGGUCGUUCCUGGCGACUGAAGCGAGAAAUUUGCACCGCAGGGGUUGGAUCAUUUUUUCCCAGUGAAGCGCUGCCACAGGUGAAGUAAAGGUAACUCCGGAGCAGCAAUGGAUGUGUUUGGUGGAGCGCCACGUUUCUUGGCCUACCCGAGACCUGUGGUGGUACAAACUGGGACUGACGCUGUUCUGAAGUGUCAAAUCGGUGGCGACCCACGGCCUGCGGUGAUCUGGGAGCGGAACAAUGAAAAGAUUGACCCGCAAGGCCAAUACAGGGUCUUUGAAGAUGGAAACGUUUACAAUCUCAUCAUUUCUGCCGUCACCACGGAUGAUAGCGGACAGUACAUUUGCAAAGCAAAGAACAGCAUUGGGGAGACGUAUGCAGCGGCAACCCUGAAUGUGGAGGGCGAGGCACAGGAGAUGGAGCUACGAGAGGAGAAUAAGCCGCGGUUCCUCAUCAAGCCGCUCUCCACCCGUGCAGGUCGUGGGGAAGAUGCUGUGUUCUCCUGUAAGCUCUGGGGAAAGCCACGGCCGGAGGUCGUCUGGGAAAAGGACGGCCGGAAACUCAAUGAAAUAUUUGAAAGCACACAUUUCACUGUGGGUUACCAGGACGGUGGAUGGUUCCAGCUCAAGAUUUUUAAGACUCGUGCACCGGAUGGUGGAGUAUAUACAUGCAAAGCCAGGAACGAGUUUGGGGAAUCAUUGGCAGGAGCUGUGUUGCUUGUGGACGCAGGCCCAGGACACGAGGAAGAGGGAAAUCGUAAUGGCUACACAAACGGCCACUGGAAAGGCCACCAGGGAAAACAGAGGAUCGGUAGGCAAGUGCCAAACCGACUCAAAGACGACACCGUGACCAAGUCCACCAAAGUCAAAAUGUUUGCCGUGACGGAAGGCAAACAUGCUAAGUUCCGCUGCUUCGUGACUGGUAAACCCAAACCAGAGAUAAUCUGGAGGAAAGACGGCAGGCUGAUACUGUCGGGAAGACGUUACUUGUUAUACGAGGACAGAGAAGGAUACUUCACACUUAAAGUUCUGUACUGUAAGCAGAAGGAUAACGGCGUUUAUGUCUGUGCUGCAUCCAACACAGCAGGCCAAACCCUCAGUGCUGUACACCUCUCCGUAAAGGAGCCGCCUGUGCGGUUCAAGCAGCCCCUCAUCGAUCUGGAGGUGUGGGAACGGGAUUUGGCCGUUCUGGAGUGUGAAGUUCCGGAGGACUCGGUUGCCAUCACGUGGUAUCUGGAAGACAGACGGCUGCAGCCAGGGGCCAAAUAUGGAAUGGAGGAGUGGGGAACAAAAAGACGACUUACUAUCCGGGACAUCGGAGUUGAUGAUGAUGGGAUAUACCUCUGUGAGAUGCCCGACGGGGGGAGAAGCAUUGCAGAGGUAGCUGUAAAAGGGACAAUUGUGCGGAAGCUCCCGAGAAAGGUGGACGUCCUGGAAGGGGAAAACGCUGCCUUUUGUGUUGAGGUGGAAAAGGAAGAGAUGGACAUACACUGGUACAAAGAUGGCACAGAGCUGCGGGAAACCCAUCAGACAAUUCUCAAGUCCUUUGGUCGAACUCACAUUCUGGUCUUUGUCAACACGAUGCCUCAGGAUGCUGGACUAGUGACUUUCCUUGUGGGCCGAUCCAAGACUUCCUCUCAGCUCAGAGUGAAAGCGGCCAGACAUUGUCCUCCCAGUUGUCCAGUGGGUGUGCAGAUCAACACCGAGCGGGCGAAUGCUGCUCUUCUCUCGUGGGCUCCCGCCCAGGACUCACGUAAAAACCCUCCAUCUGGAUACGUGCUUGAGCGGCAGGAGGUGGGCACCGGUUCACAGGAAUGGCUGCAGUGCCUCACCACCGACUCUGCCACGUCUGUGGAGAUCCUCGGUGACAGUGUUCCAUGUGAGGCCGAUUAUCGAUUUCGCAUUUGCAGUGUAAACAAAUAUGGAAAGAGCAACAAUGUGGAGUUCCCUAAAGCUGUUCACCUAGUUCCGGUGACCAGAAUACAAGCUCCCUUACAGGAUGCCCUGGUGCCGGAGGGACAAGAUGCCGUCUUCUCUAUCGAGCUCUCCGCCUCAGUUAUCGGAACGUGGUUCUUGAACGGCACUCAGCUUCAGGAGGAUGAGCGUUUUUUCAUGCGUCGCUCACGAACACACGAAUCGCUUCGCAUUCGAGGAGUACGUGACACAGAUAAUGGGGCGGAGAUCACGUUCAUUGCCUACGGCAUCCGGGACUCGGCAGCACUUUACAUUCAAGCUCCUCUUGUCAAGUUUUCGUCCAUGUCAGAAAUGGAUCGGAACAAGUUUGUAGAAAUUGGGAACCCCAUCGUUCUCUACUGUGAGCUGUCGGACCCGGCAGCCGCAGUGCACUGGUUCAAGAACGGGGUGGAAUUACAAACAAUGGAGGGUCUUCAUAUUCAAUCUGAGGGCACCAUGAGGAGAAUUGUCAUCCAAUCAGCGGAGUUCUCACACUCCGGAGUGUAUUGCUGCGAUGCCAUAGAUGACAUCAUCAGGUUCAAUGUGGAAGUAGAGGCCCCGCCUGUGAGGUUUACGGCAAUUCCAGAUGCUGAGAGGAACAAAAGCAUCCAAGCAGGCUGCCCCAUUGUUUUACAAUGUGAGCUCUCAGAUCCCUCUGCCCAGGUGUACUGGUACAAAGAUGGGUCAAAGCUCCUUCCUCAAAAUGGAGUAGAUACACAAAGUGAGGGCCUGGGAAGAACACUGAUUAUGCACUCAGCAGAGUUUUUCCACUCUGGGUUGUACUGCUGCAAGACAAAGGGUGACGCCAUCACGUUCAGUGUGGACAUCACAGCUCCACCGGUGAAGUUCUCAGCCAUCCCCGAUGACAUGAGGACCCAGUCGAUCGAAGCAGGCUGCCCCAUAGUUCUCCAGUGUAUGGUGUCAGAUCCCGAGGCGCACGUUUGCUGGUGCAAGGAUGAAAUCCAGCUCAUUUCAAACUCGGCCAUAGAAAUUCAGUCAGAGGGCAACACAAGGACAAUAGUUGUUCAGUCUGCAGAGCUGUGCCACUCUGGUGUGUACAGAUGCAAGACACUGGACGAUAUCGUGGAGUUUCACGUGGAUGUCAAAGCUCCAACGUUGCCAUUGUCGCCAUCACCAGACCUUGUGGAGACGCAGUCACUUGAGGCAGCGUGUCCCACUGAGCCAGCAUGUGAGCCCUCAGGCCCUGCUGCCCAGGUGUCGUGGCAGAGGGAUACACAACGUGAUUCUAAUACACAGCCUGAUUUUGAAACGGAGGCCGUCCAGAAGACCCUUGUUAUUGAACCAACUCAUCCUUCAAAGUCUGGAACGUACUAUUGUGCGACAGCAGAUGUUGCCCAAUUGAUAGUAGAAAAUCAAGAGCCCUCUCCAAAGCCUCAGCUUGGUUCUGAUGUUGAGAAGACAACGUCUGCGGAAGAGUGCUGCCCGAUUGUCCAGCAAUUUGAGAUUUCAGAUCCCAUUGCCAAAGCCUGUUGGUACAAAGACGGAACCCAGAUCUACCCUAAAAGAGCGGCUGGUUGUGAAUCACAGAGCAGCAGCCCGGCCUUGCCCCUCCAGUCACGUGACUUAUCUGGUGAUGAGAGGGUUGGCUGUGACACAACGGCUGAUGAUGAUGCACAGUUAAAUGUGGACAUGACAGCAGAGCAGUGUCACUACGGUGAAGAAAUUGGUGAGAUAGCUGAAGCAUCCGCCCAAUACUCUGUGGAUGUCCAAGCUCUGCCUGUGACAAUCACAAGACUUUGUGAGGCUGAGAGGAACAAGUCUGUUGAAGCCGGUGAACCCAUAGUGCUUCAGUGUGAGGUAUCAGAUCCUAACGCUCAAGUUGCUUGGUGCAAGGAUGGAAUGAAUCUACGUGACGCAGCUGGACAAGAUAUGGUGGCCGAGGGUUCCAUAAGAACACUGGCUGUCCGGUCGGCGAUGCCGUCUCAUGCAGGGAUUUACAUCUGCAAGACGACAGAUGACGCAGUGCAGUUUCAUGUGGACGUUAAAGCUCCACUUCCGGAGGUCUCAGCUCUAUCUGAGGCUGACCAGCCAGAGCCAGUCGUGGCCGACUCUCCUGUCGCUCUACAAUCUGAGCUGUCAGAGCCCACUCGACGAGUCAGUUCGUCCCCGGAUGGAACUGAGCUCCUACCUCAGAGUGGAGUAGACUUCCAGUCAGAGGGGAACUUGACGAGUCUAGUUGUCCCAUCGGCAGAGCAGGCUCACUCUGACGUGUACCGCUCAUCACCUGUGAAGUUCUCUGAGCUUCAAGAGAGUGACGGCAACAAAUCCGUCCGGGAAGGCGCUUCCAUUAUCCUCCACUGUGAUCUCGCUCGUGAUCCUUCCGCUCACGUGGACUGGUACAAGGAUGGAAUGCAACUCCUGCCACAAAAUAAUGUAGAAAUAGAGUCAGAGGGUCUGACGAGGACGCUGCUCAUCCGCUCAGCUGAAAUCACACACAGCGGCACCUACGAAUGUUCAACAGCAGACGACAGCGUCACAUUUAAAGUGGACGUAAAAGGCCGAUCACCACAGAUCAUGCCAAUCGCCCCGUCUGAAAAAUGCAAGAGGAUUGCAGUUGGUUUUCCCAUAAUUCUCCAGUGUGAGGUCUCAGAGCCUGUUGCCCAGGUCUCCUGGUUUAAAGACAGGGUGGAGCUUUUUUGCAAAACAGGCCUCGAUAUGAAAAGAGACGGCAGCUUGAGAAAGUUAAUGAUUCAUUCUGCUAAGGUCUCUGACUCUGGCCUUUACAGCUGUAGCCUCGCCGAUGACGUUGUGACAUUCCAAGUGGACAUCGAAGCUGCUCCUGUGAGGCUUGCAGCGCUUCCAGUGCUUCCAGAGAUUGCAGGAGACAAACUUAUUGAGGCAAGCUGCCCAAUUAAGAUGCAGUGUGAAGCCUCAGAGCCAACUGCCCAAGUCUAUUGGCACAAGGAUGGAGAACAGCUGCUUCCAGAGAGUAAAUAUGAAAUUGAAACCAAAGGAAACCAAAGGGCCCUUGUUAUUCAGUCGGCAGAGGUCAGACACUCUGGGCUCUACAGCUGUGAGGCCUCAGAUGACCAUAGAGAACUCAAGGUGGAUGUUGCAGCUGUUCCAGAGGCUGAGAGGAACAAGUCUGUUGAAGCGACUAGCCUGACCAAACCGCCGUGCCAGAUGUCCGACCCUGCAAACCGGACCCACUCGAACCAGGAUGGAGUAAAAAUCUUGCCCAAAUCGGGAGUAAACGUUGAUUCAGAUGGCCGUAAGAGGACUCUUGUUACGAAGUCAGCCCCUUCUACGAACUCUAGGGUGUACGACUGUAGAACUGACGAUGAUUCAGAUUUGGACGAUUUCUAUGUGGAGGUGAAAGCCCCACCGGUGACAUUUGCGGAUAUUCCCGAGGAGGAGCUUUUCAAGAGUGUUGUGGAAAGAGAGCCGCUCGUUCUGUCGUGUGACGUCUCGAGGACCGACGGCAUCGUCCAGUGGUACAAAGACGGAGCUGAAAUGAAACCGAGCGACAAUGUGUCACUGCAAACAGACGGCACCAGGCGAGACCUGACGAUACAUUCAGCCCAACUGUCCGACACGGGCACAUACACGUGCCGGGCAGGAGACCACGUCUUAAUCUUCAAGGUUACCAUACGAGAACCUCCGGUGAUGAUAGUCUACCCCAAGGAGGAUGUCCAUCUCGACCGUCAUGUCCCAGACGAAAUUAUUCUGAGCUGCGAACUGUCUCGUGCUAACGGUGUCGUCAGCUGGUACAAGGACGGUCAAAAGCUGCAGGACAGCGAGAACAUCAAGCUCAAGGUCGAAGGCCCCUAUCGACGACUCAAGAUCAUUUCCAGCGGAGUCGACGAUUCUGGAGAAUACGUCUGUGACACGGCUGACGAUUCGAUAUUCUUUCACCUUUGUAUAACAGAACCUCCGGUGCGAAUCGUAUCCCCGAGUCAGUCGCAAAUGGAACUGUGCCAGCAAACCUCUGAGAGGAUGGUGCUGAGCUGUGAGAUCUCACGGCCCAACGCGGCGGUGCGCUGGUACCGAGACGGACUCGAAGUGGAGGAGAAUCACAACCUCAUCCUGGAGGUGGACGGUGUCUACAGAAGACUUAUUAUACCCGAGACCACCGUCAAAGACUCUGCAGAAUACGUGUGUGACACAGCAGAUGAUUCCAUGACCUUCUUUGUAAACAUAGCAGAGCCGCCUGUUCGCUUCAUACGUGCGAGGAAGAUGUCGAGUAGAGUGGAGAAGCCGGCGGGGGAGACUCUGGUUCUAGACUGUGAAGUUUCAAGGUCAAACGCUGAGGUCAUCUGGAAGAAGAACGGGGAGGAAAUAGAAGACUCCAGGAACAUCACCAUCCUGGAUGAUGGUGUGGUGCGUCAGUUGACCAUUCACUCUCUCACAGAGAAAGACGCUGGACAAUAUGUCUGUGAUGCAAAGGAUGACGUCAUGGAUUUCAAUGUAAAAGUGCAAGAGUUGCCCGUAAAAAUUCUGGGAAAAACUGAAGCAAAAACAGAAAAGCAGUUCUUAGUGUCAGAUGACGUUAUUCUCGUGUGUGAACUCUCGAGAUCCAACGUGUCGGUCAGUUGGUACAAAGACAAUCAGCUAAUUGACGACACUGAGCGAUACUGUGUUGAGGAACAAGGGGUUUUCCGAUCACUGGUUGUCCUAAAUGCUGGACUCCAGGAUUCAGGAGAGUACGCGUGUGACGCGGUGGAUGAUAAGAUGCUCUUCUAUAUCACUGUGAAAGAGCCUCCGGUGCAGAUCAUCGGAAACUCCGGCCAUCCAGAGCAUCACAUCCUGGUGGCAGGGGACGACCUUAUUCUGGAGUGUGAGGUGUCUCGGCCAAAUGCCGCUGUUCAGUGGCUGUGGAACGGAGAGAUACUGAAACCAGAUCCUCGUAUCAAAAUCGACAGCCGUGACGUUGUGAGGAAGCUUGUUCUCUCUGGACUUCAGCCCUCGGACUCUGGAAAAUACAUUUGCGAUGCCGUCGAUGACAAACUGAUAACGCUUGUUGAGGUUCAAGAGCCACCGGCCAUGUUUUUGAAUAAAGAAGCAAGUAACAACAUCUCAGCCUGUGAAAGUCAGAGUGUUACACUGAGUGCCGUGGUGAGCCGUGAACGGGCUAAUGUUCGCUGGCUGAAAGACGGCCAACUGCUCAACCAGGAUAACAUUCACAUUUCCAGCGAGGGUAACACGCACAAGCUCACCAUUAAUCCCCUGCAGCUGUCCGAUUCCGGAUCAUACGUCUGUGACAUAAACACAGAUCAGAUGUUUUUUACUCUUUUAGUCAAAGAAAUGAAGGUGAAAUUUAUCAGACCAGUGGAGAACACUGUGUGUGCGAGGGGAAGCAGCCUCACGCUGCGAUGUGAGAUCAACAAGCCCAAGGGAGACGUGCAGUGGCUGAAGGACGGGCAGGAGAUCCCCCCCAGCCGGCGGCACACCAUACGGGCACAAGGUCGAGAGCGAAGCUUCACCAUCCACCAAGUAGUGGAUGAGGAUUCAGGAGAAUAUACCUGUGAGUCCACAGAUGACAGGACCUCCUCCACCGUCAGUGUGGAAACUCCCCGUGUGGUGGAGUUCAUCGCGGAGCUGCGGAACAUCACGAUCCGCGAGGGAGAAGACGCCGUUUUUAAGUGUGUGGUUUCACCGGAGGACACUCAGCUGGUGUGGCGCCUCAACGGCAAACAAGUCGCCCUGAAUGAGCGCACUGUCGUUUCCAGCAACGGCCUGUGCCACAUGCUCUGCAUCCACAACUGCCUGGUUUCAGAUGGCGGCCGAGUGACAGCUGACGCAGAGGGGUUGGUUUCAGAAGCCGAGCUCCAGGUUCAAGAGGAACAGGUGCUGUUCACCCAGAAAAUGAUGCCUGUGGUCGCUGAGGAAUACGGCGAGGCCCUCCUGGAGGUGGAGGUGAGCGUGGACUCAGAGGAGGUGCAGUGGAUGAGGCAAGGUGUGCUGAUCCACCCCGACGCCAAGUACACCCUGAAGCACAAGGGCCAGAAGCACAGCCUCUCCAUACGCCCCCUGGCCAUGUCCGACCGCGGCACCUACAGCUGCGAGACCCUCCACGACCGCACGCAGGCCCAGCUCACCGUGGAACCUCGUAAAAUCAGCAUCAGGAAGGGACUGAGCGACAUCACGACCACGGAGAGGGAGACGGCCUCUUUCGAAGUGGAGCUCUCUCAUCCCGACGUGCCGGGCACCUGGAUGAGAAACGGAAUCAAACUCAAGCCAACGAAUCACUUCCGUACGAGCGCCAAGGGACACGUCCACAGCCUCAGCAUCUCUCACCUCUCGGUGGAGGACACCGGCUCCUUCGUGUUCUCUGUGGACAACCUGAGGACGACUGCGAGGCUCGUUGUGAAGGAGCCCCCAGUGACCAUUUUCAGAAAACUGGAGGACCAGAAAUUCCCAGACGGAUCAGUCGUCGCUAUAGAGUGCGAGCUGUCGAGACACAACGUUGAUGUCAAAUGGUUCAAGAACGAGGUCGAGCUGAAGCCCAGCAAGGGGCUGCGCAUUUAUGCGAUGGGAAGAAAACGAUUCCUUCAGAUCCUGAAAUGUCGCGUCUGUGAUUCUGGCAUUUUUACCUGCGAUGCUGGAGACGCGACCACGUCCUGCACCGUGGAGGUCUACGAGCGCGAGCUGUUGAUUGUUCAAGCCCUGGAGGACGUGGACAUCCAGGAGGACCAGAACGCCGUGUUUGUCUGUGAGAUCUCAGUGGAGGACGUGCCUGGAGAAUGGUACAAGAACGGGGAGAGGAUUCAACCCACCAGUACCAUCAAGAUCCGCCAGGAAGGGACCAAACAUUUUCUUCUCAUGUGCAGUGUGCGAGCGGAGGACUGUGGAGAGAUCAAGUUCGUCGCCAGACAUGUUGAAUCUGUCGCUCACCUGGAGGUGGAAGAGAUUCCUAUCAACAUUGUGAAACCUCUGCAGGAUAAGACCGUGCUCGAGAAGACCCGAGGGAUCCUGGACUGCGCCGUGUCCAACUCCAGAUGCAGCAUCCGCUGGUACAAAGGCUGCAACGUCAUCCUGCCCUCGGAGCGCUUCGAGAUCAGCAGCGAGGGCUGUUAUCGCAAACUGAUCAUCCAGCAGGUGGCGCUGCACGAUGAGGGCAUGUACAGUGUCCAGGUUGGAGAGCACUCAUGCUCCGCUAAGCUGACGGUGGAAAGCCAGUCUGUGUUACUGGUCAGAGAGCUGAGGGAUGUGGAGGUCAUGGCCCCCGAUGACGCCACCUUCGAGUGUGAGGUGUCCCCCCUUGCUGUCGAGGCCCCUGAGUGGAGCUUGAAGGGGGAGCCUCUGCAGCCCGGCCCUCGGGUCCAUGUGGAGAAGACGGGCUCGGUCCACAGACUGACGCUCAGCCAGACGUCCUCGGACAUGAGCGGAGAGGUGGAGUUCAGCUCCGGGAGCGCGAGGAGCAGCGCUCAGCUCCGGGUGCUGGGUGAUGCCUGAGUGACGUCUUCUCUCUGUCGUCCACACAAACUCACGUUGGGACAUCGACGUUGUUAUUUACACAAAGUCAAACUAAGAGGUUGAAACAGGGUUUGUGAUGCAGUUCGAUGUAUUCGAGGAUUGAGAUUCAUGUUAUAUAAAAUGUGUCGUGUGUGAAGCUGUUUCACAGAGCAGUUCCUCUGUGGUUAUAUUUAAGUGCAGUUGAUUGUAAAUAAUUGUUGUGUGUGUGUGUGUGGAAGUGUUGUGACCGUUACUGUGUUAUGAAGGCUCCGGCUGAUGGUGUAUUUGUGCCAAUAAGGUCUGAUAUAAAUAUUGUAAAAUUAAAAGGCUUCUGUAGUGGGAAUGGUUAGACUCAGAGAACAUUUCAAAUAUCUAGUUCAAUAUAACCUGAUUUCCAUCCUGUAUAAUAUCUGAGCAUGGUGUUGUGUCUGUUGUGUCAGUUUUUCAUCCAAAUAGCAGUGACAUCACGCGUCACAUGAUUCCACUGCAGGACACACAUUAUAAUUGCCCCCCCCCCCUUCAUAUCCCCAUCAAAUUAAAGGUUUAGAUCCGGGCAGCAGCUCUAAUCUCAGUCUCUUCUCAUCACUUCUCCAUUGUUUAGAAAUUAUAUUUGUACGUUUUGAUGAAAUUUUGUAAUUAAAAAAAAUAGAAAAAAACGUAGCAAGGGGCUUGUGAUGUUAAUACAUUGGGCCAAAAAAAAAAUCAUGAAAAUUUCUUGAUCACCUUGAUUGACAACCAGCUACAUUUGCUGACAUGUGUUGAGUGGGUUUUUCAUUUGAACUUAUUGGUGAAUGAUGUUUUCAUAUCAACUCUGUGCCAUAUUCCAUUAUUCCAUUGGACUUGUUUCCCCCUCUCCACGUUGUGUUGAGCAUCAGGUAUGUCGGGGGGGAAUAAGUACUGAAGUGAAAUAAGACCCGUUUCAAUAAAACAUGCUUUAUUGAUGGUAGAA
This is a messenger RNA of Platichthys flesus (European flounder), 10548 nucleotides long. It is a transcript of the gene obsl1b, whose product is annotated as obscurin like cytoskeletal adaptor 1b. The transcript is spliced from 36 exons. The record is from RefSeq and is a predicted model, not a curated record. Gene Ontology annotation, molecular function: protein binding. Bases 339 to 9599 code for a protein of 3086 amino acids. Lineage: Eukaryota; Metazoa; Chordata; Actinopteri; Pleuronectiformes; Pleuronectidae.